Trifolium pratense (red clover) is the source of this 1630-nucleotide messenger RNA. RefSeq names its product tRNA (carboxymethyluridine(34)-5-O)-methyltransferase. The record is from RefSeq and is a predicted model, not a curated record. The coding region runs from base 263 to 1234 and encodes 323 amino acids. Gene Ontology annotation, molecular function: S-adenosylmethionine-dependent methyltransferase activity; tRNA binding. Gene Ontology annotation, biological process: tRNA wobble uridine modification. Lineage: Eukaryota; Viridiplantae; Streptophyta; Magnoliopsida; Fabales; Fabaceae. The transcript has 2 exons. Gene Ontology annotation, cellular component: nucleus; cytoplasm.
GAAUGCAGCUUCUACUACUUUCCCUUUGUAGUAUUGGAAGAAACAAGUUGGACUCUCUCUGAACCCAUCUUCCCGGAAACACACCGCCGGAGCUCCGCAUCGACCGCCGCCAGAAACACCGACAAACUCCUCCAGGUUUUUCUUCUUCCUCGAUUUCGAUUCCACCGCGAUCAGAAACAUAGCGCUUUUUAGCGCCCUAAAACUGAAACCAACUAGAUUCCUCAAUUUUGCUAUUGCUAUUUCUACUUCACGAUUUACUUCAAUGAAACAAAUCAACACUGAAUCUGAUGAACCCUACAUCACUGAUAAUUCAAUUUCAUCAAUAAGUGUUAAAUCUACCCCUGAAAUUGAAAAAAAGUUUGUUCAUCAUGUUUAUGAUGCAAUUGCCCCUCAUUUUAGUUCAACUCGCUUCGCGAAAUGGCCGAAAGUUGCUGAUUUUUUGUCGUCGUUGCCUUCGGGAUCUUUAAUUCUCGAUGCAGGAUGUGGGAAUGGGAAAUAUUUAGGGUUUAAUCAAGAUUGUUUUUUUAUAGGAUGUGAUAUUAGUCCUUCUUUGAUUAAGAUAUGUUUGGAUAGAGGAAAUGAAGUUCUUGUUGCAGAUGCUGUGAAUCUUCCUUAUAGAACUGGUUUUGGUGAUGCUGCAAUAUCUAUUGCUGUGUUGCAUCAUUUGAGUACUGAGAAUAGACGGCGAAAAGCGAUUGAAGAGCUUGUUAGAGUUGUUAAGAAGGGUGGACUUGUUUUGAUUACAGUUUGGGCUGUUGAACAAGAGGAUCGGUCGUUGCUUAAUAAAUGGACUCCGCUUGCUGAUAAAUAUGUUGAAGAGUGGCAAGGACCGGGAAGUCCACGUGCUACUCGGGUACCUUCGUCGUUGUCGUUAGAAAGUAUUCCGGAAAGUGAGGAGAGUAGUUUGGGUGGUGAGAAUGUGAAAGUUAGCAAUGAGUCUGAAAUUUUGGGAGAUUUGAAGGAAGAAAAGAAUGUGAAGAAUCAACAGGAAUAUUUUGUUCCUUGGCAUUUGCCUUAUCAUCGUGCUGAAGUCGGUGGCGCUUCUGCUCAUGCUUUGGCUACCGGUCUUGCUACUAAAGAUGACGUAAAGGGUGCUGUAGUGUAUAAUAGAUAUUAUCAUGUUUUUAGUGAAGGCGAGCUUGAAAGCUUGACAAAUGGAAUAAGCAAUGCUAGAGUUGUUGAUCAGUUUUUUGAUAAAUCCAACUGGUGUAUUAUUCUAGAGAAGACAUCAUAACAAAGAAAGAAUCCUCAGUUAUAUGUCAGAGAACAAAACUUGGCCACUGCUCGCUCCCUUGACCAACUUAUCAUACCCGAGUGAGUAUAGUAGGCCAAAGAAUAACAGAAAAAUGGUCAGCUGCAGAACUCAGACUGUGUUAAUUUUCUGAGCUUAUCGUCCAAAUCAGGCUUAGUGUUUUUAUUAUUCUUGCCUUUUCAAUUUGCAAAACCCAAUUUUGGUUGUAACUUGUAAUGUUAAAGCAGGAAGGACAGCACUGUUAUGAGUAUGCUGGCGUUGUUGCUGGGUACAAUGCUGAACAUGCUUUAGCCACAUUCAAAAUAGGCGCAAAUGUGCAAUUACAAUGUUUUGGACUAUUUAUGGUUGGAUCAGUCUAUUUUGUCAUCAAUUGCAUUA